Molecule: messenger RNA, 7181 nt
Organism: Salvelinus fontinalis (brook trout)
Lineage: Eukaryota; Metazoa; Chordata; Actinopteri; Salmoniformes; Salmonidae
Product: putative E3 ubiquitin-protein ligase UNKL
Exons: 16
Coding region: 36-2507 (823 amino acids)
Molecular function (GO): metal ion binding
Source: RefSeq, a predicted model, not a curated record
GUUCGCGCAGGCGUGUUUCAUUGUUUUGACUGAAAAUGCCGUCGGUUUCGAAAACGGCGGCGAACGCUUCUCCUCAAACCGAGAAACCAACCCACUAUACAUAUUUGAAGGAGUUUAGGACCGAACAGUGCCCUCUCUUCUUGCAGCACAAGUGCACACAACAUAGACCCUUUACAUGUUUUCAUUGGCAUUUCCUCAACCAGAGGCGAAGACGACCGAUUAGAAGAAGAGAUGGAACUUUUAACUACAGCCCUGACGUUUAUUGCACAAAAUAUGACGAGACUACGGGCAUUUGCCCAGAUGGAGAGGACUGUCCUUACUUGCACCGGACCACUGGUGACACAGAGCGGAAGUACCAUCUUCGCUAUUACAAGACUGGUACCUGUAUCCAUGAAACUGAUGCCCGCGGGCACUGCGUGAAGAACGGCCUACACUGCGCCUUUGCCCAUGGCCCACAUGAUCUCCGCCCCCCUGUCUACGAUAUCAGUAGCUCUCUCACUGAUCUUCUUCAUGUGCACAGAGAGAUCCAGGCACAGGAAGCCCUCCAGAAUGGCCAGUUGGGAUCUGGAGAGGGUAUCCCUGAUCUACAGCCUGGAGUACUGGCCAGCCAAGCCAUGAUAGAGAAGACUCUUACAGAGGACCCCCGGUGGCAGGACACCAAUUUUGUUUUAGCGAACUACAAAACAGAGCAGUGCACCAAGCCUCCACGACUAUGCAGACAGGGCUAUGCCUGCCCUCACUACCACAAUAGUAGAGACAGAAGACGAAAUCCACGCAAGUUCAAAUACAGGUCAACUCCGUGUCCCAAUGUGAAACAUGGGGAUGAGUGGGGAGAGCCAUCGAAGUGUGACAGCGGAGACAGCUGUCAAUACUGUCACUCACGCACUGAACAGCAGUUCCACCCAGAGAUCUACAAAUCCACCAAAUGCAAUGACAUGAGGCAAACUGGUUAUUGUCCUAGAGGGCCCUUCUGUGCGUUUGCGCAUGUAGAAAGAAUUCCAUCCACGGAAGAGACCAUGAACUCGUUGCUAACAGCGAUGCAGUCUGGCUCCCAGGCCAACCUGGGCUCUCAGCAGUAUUCAGAGUGUCCGGUCAGCGAGUGGGGCAGCAGUGCACACUCCAUCAGCAGCAUCAACAACGGCCAAGUGGGGAAUGUUUCAUAUUCUAAUAGUCCGACUGUAACGCCAUGCUCAGGAAGCAACAGUUCAUUGUCCCCAAUCGGACCCAUCGGCAGGUCCAAAUGCUUAACUAAUGGUAGCUUAUGUUCAGAGUCCACCACGUCAAGUGUGUCAUCUCUGACGUCUAACUAUCCCAAAGCGCCCGGCUUUGAACGCGAGGAUCAGAUAAAGAACUAUAAGGGACAUAGUGAUCAAAAGAUGAUGGACCAAGACAAGCAGACACACAAUAGUGUAUUCUCUGGGAUGAACCCUCUGGCAUCCAGCAUAACGUCCAGUAUAGAAUCUAGCCUGGCCUCCAGUAUUGGAUCGGAUAGUUCCUCACCCACCACCUUAUCAACAAUGAAUGCAAAAGCAACCCCAUUCUAUCCUGGGAGCAAUACUGUGGAGUCAGUUAUAGGUUCUGCUCUUGACCUGAAUUUUUGUGACAUCAAUGUUGCCUCUCUUGAUAAAGAGUUUGAGGAGCAAGAAAACAACAGUCUUGGUUUAAGUCAAAGGAUGCUGGGAGGAUCCGCUCCGGUCAACAUUCCUGGCUCCCUUGCACGGUCUUCUUCGUUGAAUUCCAACUCCUCGCUCUCUGCCUCCCCUCUGAGCUCCCUCUCCCAGUCCCUGUCCCAGUGCCUGUUGUCAGGAAUGGCUCCACAGCAAACUCAGCCUCAGGGCCUGCUAACCAAACCUGAGCAUGGCCUUCUGGGAACACCUACCUCCUCUCAGAACUCUCUGGGUUUGAAUGGGGGAGCUAGCAGCAUAUGGGACUUUGUGAGUGGCAACUUCUCUCCCAGCCCAUCACCAGUGUUCAGCAGCCUGGGAUCCACCACUGUGAGCAGCAGCGCUGACCUGAACCGGCUCUUCAGGGAGCUGGAUGAGGCAAAGAGGAAGAUCAAGCAAUGGGAAGACGCCUGGCACCAGGUCAAGCAGGCAUGUGAGGCCUGGCAGAAAGACUCCCAUGAUGCAAAAGAACAAGCAAAGUCGGCCGAGGCGGAGCGGCAGCUGGCAGAGCAGAAGCGAGAGGACACGGAGCGCAAGCUGAAGGAGCUCCAGGGGGACUUUGACGUGCUGUGUCGCUCCCCUAGCACACCCCUGCUUAGAAGCUAUGGAGACCUGGACCAGCUCCCUCUACCAAAGCUCCACUCCAUCCAGAGCCAGCUGCGCACUGACCUAGACCUUAUAGACGGGGUAAUAUAUCAGCUUCAGUCAAAGAAAUGUAUAGUUUGCCAAACGCAUGAUCGUUGCAUAGUCCUGCAGCCUUGCCAACAUUAUGUACUUUGUAAGAACUGUGCACCUAGUAAAUCAGAAUGUCCAUACUGUAAGACAAAAAUAUUGAAGUGGUGAUGUACAAUUAUUCAAGGUACUACUUAAGGAAUUUGCCCUUUGAAGAACUACUAAUACAUAUAGUAUGCUUACAUUUUCUAAAUAGCAUUUUGUGUUUCAGUAUUCAUAUAGUAAUUCAAUUAAUAGUUUGAUUUGAACUACAUAAAUGGUGUUUGAUAAAUCAAGUACUUAAAUGUAGUAUGUAAUUUUGUAUUGUAAUGGAUCACUUCCAUUUUCCCAAAAGUUUGGGCAUCCAUAGUUCAAGUGGGCCUAAUUAGAAUUUAUCACUGAAACACAUAAGUCAGACAAUAUUAUUAGUAUUGCAACCAUCUUUGUGAAGAUUGAUUUCUCGUAAAGCACUUUGUUGACCUGGGAAUUUGUUAAAGGGUAUUUUUAAAAUUAGCUUUGAGCUGUUUUUGUUUCUUAGAUUUACAUAUUAUUUUUCUUAAUAUGCUAAUGUAUCGAGCUUUUGUGUGUACUGUGAAACAUACUAGAAUAUUUCAUGUUUCCUAUUGUUAAAUCAUGGUAUAGUUCUAUAUAUCUUGUUAGUUUUCAUAGAAACUAUAGUUUCUACUUUUCAUUCUUUAAUUUACACAUUUCCAUCAAAUAAGUACACACGUUUGAAUGCAUUUUAGGCAUCACCAGCAGCUGUAAUGUCAGUAAGGCACAUUUAUGCUAAAGCAGUUAGGAAAUCAAUUGUCUUUUUAAUGAUUUACUGAAUUGUUCAUGAUGUAGUUGUUAGAGGAGCAUGUCUUGAUGUACAUAAGUCUGACAUGGUGAAUUUUAUAGGAUUCCUACUAGCUCUCAAACAUGUCUAGAACAUAUCUGAUACUUGGCCUCUACUCUAGUCUCAAGUGCCUUGCCUUAGAUGAUAACCAUGAGCAUCGAUGCUUAGAGGAUUGUUGUAAAAGCAGACACAGGUAGUCAAAGCUUCUGCACACAUUUCUGCAUAUAUGUCUACUUAAUUUAGUUACUUUGCAUCAUAUGUAUAUGCCAUAGUGUAUUGCUCAAUCCUAUGUCAAAGUAUUUCCUCAGAUUAUAGUUGUAUGAAGAUAUAAAUCUUGUCAGUGCCUGUGUCCUGACUUCACACUUACAAACAAUAUAUUUUCCUGGUCUAAACAGGCAAUGGUGCUUUUUUGGUGCGGCUUUGAUUUAGUGGUUGAGAGUAUGCAAGCAAGGAAACAACUCUGGUGUUGUUUGUAAACAAGAUAAAAACAGGCUCUGCUAUACAUUUUAGACUAGUGUUUGUUGUAAGAUGCAUCAUUGGUGUUGAACCUGUAAGUUGUGUUUUCAAAUACGACAGUGUAAUGUGCUUAGCUAGGUUAAUCUAAUUGAAAUGACCUUCUACUGUGUUCUAAAUAUGUAUUUUUCCUCUCUCUAUAUCUCGGUCCUUUUUAAUAUUUACAGCAAUUAGUAUGUUCAGUAGAAAACCAUAUAUAUAUUCCCAGGUACACGAUUUGUAACUUAGUUAUAAGAAUUGAGAAAUAAAAUUGUUUACAUUUACAUGGAUGGUAAUUCAGAAACUCAGAAAAACUAAACUUGUGUUUCUCCUAAAAUAAAAGUAUUGUGUUCCCUCAUGUUUAUCAUGUUAAAAUGGCAGGCAAAACAAUUCUAUUGCAUGUCUUAUACGCGUCAUACGUUAACCAGCUACAAAUCUAGAUCACUGCCAGAUAUAUUUGUAUUGUCAGUCUAGCAUACUGUAGAGUCGAUCACUUCACAAGCUUUGUUGCUGCUGAGAGAAAGAUGUAUACAUAUAGUUGUAAUGCAUUUACAUUCUUGAAUGUUAUUGUGCAUACACAGUUCAGAUUUCAGACAUCAGAAGCCUAAAUUGUCACACAUGGUAAGCAGUAACACGUUUUACUUAAUAUAUAUCAAAAUGGCAUCAUAACAAUUGUUACCUAACAUUGAGACAUAUGUCAUGAUGUCUAACAUUUAGUAUACCAAGUUUAUAACUUCUAUAAUGUUAUAGUUCAAGUAAAGUACCACUUAAACAAAGACUCUUUUGAUUAAAUUGUGCAUUUCUUUUAGUCAGUAAAGGGGUACUUUUGUGAAUCUUCGAAACAUUGUUACAGGCCAUUCAAUGUACUGCUGUAGAAUGUCUCGAUUCUUAAAUUGGUUGUUGGAGAAUCCUAAUAAAGCUACGGGGCAACAGUAAAUGCUCACCCCAAUUUUUAAUAUACCACAGGUUUUUUUCCUGUGAUGCCAACUAAGUUGAUGUGGACUUGACUCAAAUGAACCAAAGUGGUGUUGUAGUUUGUUCUUGUAGUUACAUUUAAAAAAUAUGUAUUGAAAUGUACAAUUAGUAUAACAUUCUCUUCAAUGGUUCAAUGACAGAAAGAACUAUGCCAACUGCUUUUGCUGACAAUAGUAAUGGACUUGAAGCCCAUUUGUAGUUUUACCAAAGAUCUUUAUUGUUAUGUUUCCUUUUUUAUUUUUACAACUUAAUUUCAGUAAUCUAAGCAAAUCGUUAACCCGAUUUGAAACAAACCAAACAUCUUAUGUAGAUUGGUGUGCAUUUACAGAAACUAAUGGCAUCCUUUUUUGGUAAAACAAAUGACUGGUUAGCAGCAUACACAAUUCUAGUUGUCUACAAGUUAGUGACAUGUUCAUAUUCUUAAGUGGCCAUAUAGACGAGUGAGUGGAGGCUGCUGAGGGGAGGACGGCUCAUAAUAAUGUCUGGAACGGCACGAAUGGAAUUUGAUACCAUUCCGCUCCAGCCAAUACCACAAGCCCGUCCUCCCCAACCAACCGCCUGUGAUGAGUACGAUUUUGAAGUAUGUUUAUCUUUUCACUUUACAGCUAAAAUCUCUUAAUCCGUUUUAAAUAUUGAUGGUUGUGCACUACUUGUAUGCUGUCAGGAGUAUAGAGUACACUUUGACUAAUGUGCUUUCAUUUGACUGGUGUUUUCUUCACGUUUUAAUUCACAAUUUACUGCAGUCAUUGGAAAGAUGGCGAUAGUGUAUCAUUUGUUUAUUGGUUAGAUAUUUGAAUGAGUCAUUGACGGGUGAAAUGACAGAACUUGAUUUAUUUAAACCAGCAUCAAUGGCAGAUACAGACGUGAGUAAGUUUUAAGGAGCAACUCUUAUCACUCAUUCGUUCUUGGUCCUUAACCCCUCUUCAAUGUGGCAUACUAAGUAUACAUCUCCCUUUUACACUGAAAAAGAAAAAAACUUAAUCUUCAUGUUUUAUAAAUAUAGCUCUAAAUCAUUCAAUGUUAUGGCCAUGUUAAACUAAUGUUCUUUUACUAUGGACCAAUUUUAUUUUUUAUUUUUUAUAAAUCGGUGCCUUAUGUUAAAAUGUCAUAUUUUAACUGGCAUUUGAAGAGUAUUACUCUUAAUGAGGGGUGACUUCAUUGAGGGUAAAUUGUUAUAUUACAGUAAAACUGAAAAAUAAUCCAAAUUCUAGUGCCUUUAGAUAAUUGUAUGUACCAUAAUCUCCCCAAUUAAAAUCUGUGGUGGAUACCACUCAGAUGAUUUAGAUUUUUUCGAUAAUAUCACUUAAUGAUUCGAGUGGUAAAAUUUGCUUUGUCGUUCUGAAAAGUUACGAAUUCUAUGUAAAGAGCUAGCAUUCGCAAGUGAUCAGAGAAGGGCCGUUUUGAACCAGACUACAUGUUUCGUAAGGGAGGCUUAGGGCAACCUUAGAAUGAUGAAUACUGCUUCUUCAUCUGUCUGUAUUUGCCAUAUCAGUCUUCAUAACAUGCCACAAUACCUACCACCAAUAAAUAUGAUUCCUUCUGUACUCAACUUCAUUGGCACAAGAAAAAACAGACAUUUACUGUUAAAGAAAAGCACCAACUAUGACUCUUUGUUUUGUAAAUGUAAUUGAGAUGUAACAAUGCUCUGCAGUGGAUUAGCAUAAUCUAUUUUGAAUUCUUGUGAAGUGUUUGUUUCUUUGUUUUAUUAAAUAUUGUGAUCAUGGAACCUGAAGAUUUUAUGCAAUCUUGUACAUACAUAAAUUUAUGACGCUGUUCCAAUUUAGUAUGGAGAGAGAACAUGCAUAUUGCAGCAUAGAACUUUUGUAAAAACAUUUAAUUGUUCCCAAUAGUUCAUUUCAAAAUGUUCAUUUAACAUAGAAACCCUGAUAUAUUGAAUGUACCGUUCUAAAUUAGAUAUUUAAUAGGUCACUGGACUAAUACGGAGAGCAGUUCAUCCAUUAGCUAUGAUGUAGCAUCUAGUUUUGUGAAUUGCUAUACAAUGAAAUAAAUGUAAUACUUAAACACAUGCAGUUUUCCGGUCUCUGUAUUUAUCAGUGUAAUGAUUAAGGGGAGGGGGAAAUACAUUUUAUUUUCUCAGGGUUUCAGUUAUGACUGUAGGAUAAAAGAUUCUUAAAUUGUGAACUGUAGUUCAUAUGUAUUUACGCUGAUGUCGAUGGAAGUAGACAUUUGUAUUACGAAUGAGAAACAUGUCCCUUUUAUUUUGUUACAAUAAAGUAUGGACAAAUAGGACAUUGUAUGUUGAAUUAGUAUUCAACUACCCCAUAGAAAUGAUCAAUGGGAGUUCCCCUGUGUUAAAGUUGAUCCUCUUUAUGGAAUCAAAGAAAGGAUUUGGCUUUUUACUCAAAAUUAAGUAGGAGGUAUUGAAUCUUUUGCUUGUAGAGUAUCAUUAACUUGUUCAAUUGUACUGCAACAUUAUGCAAUGGUUUACAGAAUUCACAAUUUGUAUCAUCUUGGGAAUUAAAACCAUUUUUGAUCUUAAA